Tripterygium wilfordii is the source of this 2540-nucleotide messenger RNA. RefSeq names its product pentatricopeptide repeat-containing protein At5g15340, mitochondrial-like. Gene Ontology annotation, biological process: RNA modification. The coding region runs from base 36 to 1679 and encodes 547 amino acids. The record is from RefSeq and is a predicted model, not a curated record. Gene Ontology annotation, molecular function: protein binding; RNA binding. NCBI's taxonomy places the organism in Eukaryota, Viridiplantae, Streptophyta, Magnoliopsida, Celastrales, Celastraceae. The transcript is spliced from 2 exons.
UCAACCUGUUCGGCUGUUCUAUCGACUCCUCUCUUAUGAAAUGUCCCGUCCAACUGGAUCUCCUCUCCUUCACCACCCGCCACUUCCGCUCCCUUCUCCGCACUGCCUCUCUCUCUACUGGAAAGAAGCUCCACGCUGUAGUCAUUACCUCCGGCGUCGGAAAAGACCCCAACACGUCCCUUCCCAACGCUUUCCUCCACUUCUAUGCUUCAUGUGGUGCCUCGAGGUCUGCCCACAACUUGUUCGCUCAAAUUCCUCAGACAAACAGAGAGGUUGCUGACUAUACCGCUCUCAUUACCUGCCUUGCACGCGAAGGGAGAACUAAAGAUGCAAUUUUUUUAUUUUUGGAAAUGCGGGAGAGGGUAGCGAGAAUCGAUGAGGUGGCAAUUGUUUGUUUCUUGGGAAUUUGCUCUAAGUUGAGUGAUGUGGUAAUGGGGAGACAAGGGCAUGGCUGUCUGGUGAAGAUGGGGUUCGGUGGUUGUGUUAAGGUUUGUAAUGCUGUCAUGGAUAUGUAUGGGAAAUGUGGGUUAAUGGAUGAAUUGAGAAGGGUCUUUGAGGAUAUGGAGGAGAAGAGUGUGGUGACAUGGACUGUGCUUUUAAAUGGUGCAAUGAGAUGCGAGGGUGUGGAGAGUGGGAGGAUAGUGUUUGAUGCAAUGCCGGAGAAAAAUGUAGUUGCCUGGACUAUUAUCAUUGCAGGUUACGUAGGAAAUGGCUUUGUUAGAGAGGCUUUUGUGUUCUUAUGCGAAAUGGUUUUGCAGCAGGGGUUGGGUUUAAAUUAUGUAUCAAUUUGUUCCAUUUUAUCAGCUUGUGCUCAGUCUGGGGAUUUUGCAGUGGGUAGGUGGAUUCAUGUUUAUGCUCUGAAGGACGUAGGGAACAAGAUGAAUGUCAUGGUGGGAACAGCCUUAGUGGACAUGUAUGCAAAGUGUGGGAAAAUAAACAUGGCACAGAAAGUAUUCGACUUCAUGCUGCAAAGGAAUGUUGUGACAUGGAAUACUAUGCUGAGUGGGUUAGCAAUGCACGGACAAGGUAGUCUUGUGCUGGAUAUGUUCCAGCGGAUGAUUAAAGAAGUUGAACCUGAUGAUUUAACAUUUACGGCAGUCUUAAGUGCUUGCAGCCAUUCAGGUCUAGUAGAUCAAGGUUGGCAUUAUUUUUAUAACCUUCAAUCUUUGUAUCACAUUACACCUAAGAUUGAACAUUAUGCUUGUAUGGUGGAUCUUUUGGGUCGAGCUGAUUGUUUGGACGAAGCAAAGGCUUUAAUAAAGAGGAUGCCAAUGCCUCCUAACGAGGUUGUUAUUGGUUCCCUGCUAGGUUCAUGCAAUGUCCAUGGAAAGCUAGAGCUGGGAGAAUGCAUUUUGCAAGAGUUGGUUGAGAUAGAUCCUUACAAUACAGAAUAUCACAUCCUGGUUUCAAACAUUUAUGCUUUAGCGGGAAAGCAAGAUAAGUCAAAUGCCCUCAGGCAAGUACUUAAGAAUAGGGGAAUGAGAAAGAUUCCCGGGAUAAGUUCAAUACAUGUUAAUGGCCAACUCCAUCAGUUCAGUGCAGGCAAUAAGUCACAUCCACGAACCCAGGAGAUUUACCUCUUGUUGGAUGACAUGAUUCGAAGGUUGAGAUUGGCUGGCUAUGUCCCUAAUACUAGCUCCCAAGUAAUUUCCCCUUCCGAGUUUUGCCAACAGCCAUGAUGCAUGAGAAAUCAUAUCAGAUUGCAGCAUCAAAAUUGAAUUUCAUAGUGCCAAGUGUUGGUGGAGACCACUCUUCCCGAAUUUGAAGUAGUUUCUGCUUUCUGGACCUGGCAGAGUGGUGUUCAUUCAUUGAUUUCAAUGAUUUGGUAUCGCUCCCGUGGCCCGCACCGAAACAAUGCUUUACCCCUAGAUGUCUAGUCAACUGCUGCGCCUCAACACAUUUCGGGGAGAAGCAGCUAGCUCUUAGUUUGAGUGGCAUUUCACCUCUAACGACAACUCAUCCUCUAAUUCUUCAACAUCAGUUGGUUCGGUUCUCCACUGACAGUGGGAAAGAACUCCUGAAGAAGGUGAACGUAGGAGAUUCAAACCUAGCUUCUACUCCUCUUUUAGUAGAGCACACGAGAACAAAAAGCGUAUGAUAUUUAAACCACCGGAGUUCAACAACUGGCGAUGUAAGUUUGCAAGAUAAAUAUCACCCCCUCAUGAAGUAUGUGAUUACGGGUCAUCCAAAUCAGGUCAAGACUUGAAACUGGUGACACCCCUCCUCUGGAAUAUUCAUGUGUCUUGCUGGAUAGAUGAUGCUUCUGCCCCAGGUAGAGAAAGCAGAGUUUUCAACACGACCAUUAUCAAUUUGCCAAGGGGGAAGUCUCCAGAGAGAUUUUGAUAUAUGGCAGCCUGGAUAUAGGUGGUUGAUGCUUUCAGUGCGGGAGUUACACAAGACACAGGAAUCAAAGCAAGCACAGGAGGAAGAACAAAGCUUAUAUUUAUCUCCAUCAGACCUUUAAGCCUGCUUUGUGCUCCCCGUCUAUCCGGAUACAAGGCUCCUUUUACACCAAGUGUGAAAUGAGCCGGCUCAAGAAC